Artibeus jamaicensis (Jamaican fruit-eating bat) is the source of this 1592-nucleotide messenger RNA. RefSeq names its product odd-skipped related transcription factor 1 (gene OSR1). The record is from RefSeq and is a predicted model, not a curated record. Gene Ontology annotation, biological process: embryo development; regulation of transcription by RNA polymerase II; urogenital system development. Gene Ontology annotation, cellular component: nucleus. Bases 299 to 1102 code for a protein of 267 amino acids. Lineage: Eukaryota; Metazoa; Chordata; Mammalia; Chiroptera; Phyllostomidae. The transcript is spliced from 3 exons. Gene Ontology annotation, molecular function: DNA-binding transcription factor activity, RNA polymerase II-specific; RNA polymerase II transcription regulatory region sequence-specific DNA binding.
CUCUUCCCAGCACGUUCUCAGCCGCUGGGCUUCAGACCCAACCAGGGAGCUGCAAACGAGGCUCACCAUCCCUGGCGGGCGGGCAAGACUCCGGGUCCGCUGAGCGCUUCCCGCGUGUCCGGCUCUCGGAGUGCCGGCAGCCGGAGAGGGGCCAGGACUCCAGAGGUCCGGGGGUGCCUGUGGAAUCCAGUGCCUCUGGCUUCCCGGGUCCCCCGCAGCGGCAGCCCCAGAGCCACGCUCAGCCCCCCGCACCGCCGUGGAACAAGAUUCCUAUUGAGAACCCACUGCAAUUACCACAAUGGGCAGCAAAACUUUGCCAGCGCCAGUGCCCAUCCACCCUUCCCUACAGCUCACCAACUACUCCUUCCUUCAGGCAGUAAACGGCCUGCCCACGGUGCCCUCGGACCACCUGCCCAACCUGUACGGGUUCAGCGCUCUGCACGCCGUACACCUGCAUCAGUGGACGCUGGGCUACCCUGCCAUGCACUUGCCACGAUCCUCUUUCUCCAAAGUGCCCGGAGCCGUGUCCAACCUGGUGGACGCGCGCUUCCAGCUGCCCGCGUUUCCCUGGUUCCCUCAUGUUAUCCAGCCCAAGCCUGAGAUCACCGCUGGAGGCAGCGGCCCGGCGGCACUCAAGACCAAGCCGCGCUUUGAUUUUGCCAACCUGGCCUUGGCCGCCACGCAAGAAGAUCCAUCCAAGCUUGGCCGGGGGGAGGGUCCUGGCUCCCCCACGGGUGGGCUGGGCGCCCUCCUGGAUGUGACCAAGCUGUCCCCAGAAAAGAAGCCCACGAGAGGACGCCUGCCUUCCAAAACUAAGAAGGAGUUCGUCUGCAAGUUCUGUGGUCGCCACUUCACGAAGUCCUACAACCUACUUAUCCAUGAGCGGACGCACACGGAUGAGCGGCCCUACACUUGUGACAUCUGCCACAAAGCCUUCCGGAGGCAAGACCACCUACGGGAUCACAGAUACAUCCACUCCAAAGAAAAGCCUUUCAAGUGUCAAGAAUGCGGGAAAGGAUUCUGCCAGUCCAGGACUCUCGCUGUCCACAAGACGCUACACUCACAGGUGAAGGAGCUCAAAGCCUCCAAGAUCAAAUGCUAAGUAGAGUCUCCGGUCAGCAGGACCCUGGGUCCCGUCCGCCCUUCCUCCAGAGGGACCAGAAGCCAGGAGGCGACUCUGCCAGACCACGGGAAGGGCUCCCGGACCUUCCCUGGUCCCAAACACAGUCCCUUGGGUCCCGGGCACACGCAGAACUCCGGAGCCCCGCCCGGGGCCAUGACUCCGCUGCCCGGGCGACUCCCCCAGGACGAGGCUAAACUCUUGGCCAAAAGGCGGUACUCACGUGGCGGAAGGGAAACUGCAUUUAAAAAAAAAAAAAAAAAAAGAAGAAAGAAGAAGAAGAAUGAAAGCUCCGCGGAGCCACAGCGGCGCCUCUCCCAGAAGUAUUACUUUUCCUAUUGUUAUUUUAUAUGUUUUCUUUAUUAUUUUUUUCUUUGACCAUAUAAGCUUAUAACUCUGGCUGCAGAGAAAAAGGGGAGAAGAGGAAAAGAAGUUUUGCGUGCUCGCAGCUUCCCGUCCCCCCCCACCCGUC